AGGAUUUCAUCAUUCUUUUCUAUAACGGCGCUCGGUCCAUGCUUCUCCGUAGCGCAGCAUCAGCACUGCUGAGGACCACCACUGAGAUUUCCUCCCUCUGCCUGCUGUCCACGGUCCACUUCGGUCGCCAGUCGCACCGCUGCCCGCUAACCUACAGGCCGUUUUUUACGUCGGUCUGCCUGCAAAGAAAGAGAAAGAAAAGCCUGUGGCUGCAGCUGGCGGAAGAAGGACAAACCAUGGACGGCAACGUAGAAGAGAUUCUCGCCCCUCUGAGACUGGCAGUCAAAGAGCAGGGAGAUCUGGUCCGUCAGAUGAAGCUGGAUGGUGCUCCUGAUGUGGAUGUCACUAAGGCUGUGGCUGAGCUGAAAGCCAAGAAGAGGACUCUGGAGGCCAAGGAACUGGCGCUGCAACCCAAAGAUGAUAUUGUCGACAGAACCAAGAUGGAGGAUACGCUGAAGAGGCGAUUUUUCUAUGACCAGGCCUUUGCCAUCUAUGGAGGUGUGAGUGGCCUGUAUGACUUCGGCCCUGUGGGCUGUGCCCUCAAGAACAAUAUCCUCCAGGCCUGGAGGCAGCACUUCAUCCAGGAGGAGCAGAUCCUGGAGAUUGACUGCACCAUGCUGACUCCUGAGCCUGUCCUUAAGACAUCAGGACACGUGGACAAAUUUGCUGACUACAUGGUAAAAGAUGUUAAGAACGGUGAAUGCUUCAGGGCGGACCACUUGCUCAAGGCCCAUCUUCAGAAGCUGAUGUCUGACAAAAAAUGUACAGCUGAGAAGAAGGCUGAAAUGGAGAAUGUCAUCACUCAGAUGGACAACUACACUCAGCAAGAACUGACUGAUCUCUUUGUAAAGUACAACGUCAAAUCCCCUACUACAGGAAAUGACCUCACACCUCCUAUUUCAUUCAACCUGAUGUUUCAGACAUCAAUUGGACCAGGAGGAAAUAUGCCAGGCUAUCUGAGGCCUGAAACAGCUCAGGGAAUAUUCCUCAACUUUAAGCGACUCUUGGAGUUCAACCAGGGAAAACUGCCCUUUGCUGCUGCUCAGAUAGGAAACUCUUUCAGGAAUGAAAUCUCUCCUCGCUCUGGACUCAUCCGUGUCAGAGAGUUCACCAUGGCUGAGAUUGAGCACUUUGUGGACCCAAAUGAGAAGGUCCACCAAAAAUUCUCCAAUGUUGCUGACCUUGACAUCAUGUUAUACUCCUCCAAGGCCCAGACCAGUGGACAGUCUGCACAUAUUAUGAGGCUGGGUGAUGCUGUGGAACAGGGGGUGAUAAAUAACUCUGUCCUGGGAUAUUUCAUCGGGCGGAUCUACCUCUACCUUACUAAAGUUGGUAUAGCCAAAGACAAGCUGCGUUUCCGACAGCACAUGGACAACGAAAUGGCUCACUACGCAUGUGACUGCUGGGACGCUGAAGCCAAAACCUCAUAUGGCUGGAUUGAGAUUGUAGGAUGUGCAGACCGGUCCUGCUAUGAUCUACAAUGUCACGCAAGAGCCACCAAGGUCCCUCUGGUUGCAGAGAAGCCUCUUAAAGAACCCAAAGUUGUAAACGUCAUCCAGUUUGAGGCCAAUAAAGGAGCUAUAGGUAAAGCAUACAAGAAGGAUGCCAAGUUAGUAAUGGAGUAUUUGUCUGUGUGUGACGAGUGCUACAUCACAGAACAGGAGCAGCUGCUGAAUGAGGCCGGAGAGUUCACUGUUGAGACGGACGGCAAGACAUUUAAGCUCACCAAGGACAUGGUCAGCGUGAAGCGAUUCCAGAAAACGCUGCAUGUGGAGGAAAUCGUCCCAAAUGUAAUCGAGCCUUCCUUCGGCAUCGGAAGAAUCAUGUACACCAUCUUUGAGCACACAUUCCACAUCAGGAAAGGUGACGAACAAAGAACGUAUUUUAGCUUCCCAGCUCCUGUAGCCCCAUACAAAUGUUCCGUCCUGCCUUUGAGUCAGAAUCAGGAAUUCAUGCCUUUUGUAAAGGAAUUAUCUGAGGCCAUGACCAGGAACGGUGUCUCUCAUAAAGUGGACGACUCUUCAGGUUCCAUUGGACGACGAUACGCCAGGACUGAUGAGAUCGGAGUGGCAUUUGGCAUCACCAUCGACUUCGACACAGUGAACAAAACGCCUCACACAGCUACUCUGAGAGACCGAGACUCGAUGAAACAGAUCAGGGCCGAGGUCAGUGAGUUGCCUGUGAUUGUCCGGGAUUUGGCCAACGGUACGCUGACCUGGUCAGAAGUGGAGAACAAGUACCCCGUCUUUGAAGGACAAGAAACAAGCAAGAAGGACACGGUUGAAGAAUAAAGCUGCUCGUCUGCCUCUCACUCCA
Messenger RNA from Cynoglossus semilaevis (tongue sole), 2316 nucleotides. RefSeq names its product glycyl-tRNA synthetase 1 (gene gars1). Lineage: Eukaryota; Metazoa; Chordata; Actinopteri; Pleuronectiformes; Cynoglossidae. The coding region runs from base 39 to 2291 and encodes 750 amino acids. The record is from RefSeq and is a predicted model, not a curated record. The transcript has 17 exons. Gene Ontology annotation, molecular function: ATP binding; glycine-tRNA ligase activity. Gene Ontology annotation, cellular component: mitochondrion; cytoplasm. Gene Ontology annotation, biological process: mitochondrial glycyl-tRNA aminoacylation.